Messenger RNA from Mesoplodon densirostris (Blainville's beaked whale), 5641 nucleotides. It is a transcript of the gene DHDDS, whose product is annotated as dehydrodolichyl diphosphate synthase subunit. Gene Ontology annotation, biological process: polyprenol biosynthetic process. The coding region runs from base 134 to 1138 and encodes 334 amino acids. Gene Ontology annotation, molecular function: ditrans,polycis-polyprenyl diphosphate synthase [(2E,6E)-farnesyl diphosphate specific] activity. The record is from RefSeq and is a predicted model, not a curated record. NCBI's taxonomy places the organism in Eukaryota, Metazoa, Chordata, Mammalia, Artiodactyla, Ziphiidae. Gene Ontology annotation, cellular component: endoplasmic reticulum; dehydrodolichyl diphosphate synthase complex. The transcript has 14 exons.
GACGUGUUCUUCCAGCGCCACGUCGUGAGGAAGUGUCGGUCCCCUCGAGCGGUUGAGAGGUGCUGGCGGAGACUGUCAAGGUUACCUGGUUGGUGUAUAAUUGUUCUGUGCUUCUUCUGCUGAGGCAAGAACUAUGUCAUGGAUCAAGGAAGGAGAGCUGUCGUUUUGGGAGCGGUUCUGUGCCAACAUCAUAAAGGCAGGCCCAAUGCCCAAACACAUUGCAUUUAUAAUGGAUGGGAACCGUCGCUAUGCCAAGAAGUGCCAAGUGGAGAGGCAAGAGGGUCACUCACAGGGCUUCAACAAACUGGCUGAGACUCUGCGUUGGUGUUUGAACCUGGGCGUCCUAGAGGUGACGGUCUACGCCUUCAGCAUUGAGAACUUCAAACGCUCCAAGAGUGAGGUAGAUGGGCUAAUGGAUCUGGCCCGGCAGAAGUUCAGCCGCUUGAUGGAAGAAAAGGAGAAACUGCAGAAGCAUGGGGUAUGUAUCCGGGUCCUGGGUGAUCUGCAUUUGUUGCCCUUGGAUCUCCAGGAGCUGAUCGCACAGGCUGUGCAGGCCACCAAGAACUACAACAAGUGUUUCCUGAACGUCUGUUUUGCUUACACAUCCCGUCAUGAGAUCAGCAAUGCUGUGAGAGAGAUGGCCUGGGGAGUGGAGCAAGGCCUGCUGGAUCCCAGCGAUGUCUCUGAGUCUCUGCUGGAUAAGUGCCUUUAUACCAACCACUCUCCUCAUCCUGACAUCUUGAUACGGACUUCUGGGGAAGUGAGGCUCAGCGACUUCCUCCUCUGGCAGACCUCCCACUCCUGCUUGGUGUUCCAGCCUGUUCUGUGGCCAGAAUACACAUUUUGGAACCUCUGUGAGGCCAUCCUGCAGUUCCAGAUGAACCAUAGCAUGCUUCAGCAGAAGGCCCGAGACAUGUAUGCAGAGGAUCGGAAGAGGCAGCAGCUGGAGAGGGACCAGGCUGCAGUGACAGAACAGCUGCUGCAAGAGGGGCUCCAGGCCAGUGGGGACGCCCAGCUCCGACGGACACGCUUGCACAAACUCUCAGCCAGACGAGAAGAGCGGGUCCAAGGCUUCCUGCAGGCCUUGGAACUCAAGCGGGCUGACUGGCUGGCACGUCUGGGCACUGCAUCAGCCUGAGUGAGGCUGGCCUCCUGCCACUUUGCCCUGCCCUCUGCCUCCAGGGCCCCACUCCCCUUUCUUUUCUUGGUGAAAGGUACCUCCCUCCUGAUGAUGAAUUGUGUUUCCUUUGCUUGGCAAGGGAGCCCCGGAGGCCAGGUUUGCUGGCCAUAGAUAUCUUUGGGCUGCCUGGGACAGUGCCUCUGGCGAGGGUUGAGGGUGAGAGUCUCUCACAAGUACACUAAACCCAAACUCUGAUCCAGGUCAAACUCUGAUCACAAAUAGAUUCAGAGAGCAGAGGGCCCCAGCUCCUCCAUCUUUGCCACCUCUACCUGUACUCCUAGGUGCACUUUCUUUUUCCACCAGCACAUCCUUCAACACAAAGAAUUUCGGGGAAGAGUUCUCCCCAAAACCUUAGCCCUUUACCCAUCCAUCUUAGUCUUCACAAAAGAUGUGGACCCACCUUGGAUCUGCUGGUAAAUAGCUAGUAGGCAGCCAGCGUUAUUUAGGCAAGGAAGGGGAGGGAGAGACAGAAAGAAAAUUUGCCCGUCUGCUGCUCCUCCCCCUUGGCUCUCCACCUGGGAUUUGCUGUUGAAUCUCUACCCCCUCCCACCACACAGUGCUGACUGCUCACUGAAAGCAGCGACCCCAGUGGUGCGCGGAAGCCAGGCGGGUGAUUACAAUCCAAUUACCUAUUGUCGACUCAGCCCACACAAGCUUUUCUCCUCCUCUUGCAGGGCAUGGGGCCAGCCUCCACUCCCCAGUGAGACCCGUCCCCUCCAUGGCUACAGGGUAACAGAAGACCUAUAGGCCCUGGUGAAUCUAAUCCAGCACAGGCCACCUUCCCUGGAUCACAUCAGGACCAAGAGCACAGAAACAAGCACUUCUCCCAACUGACUGCCUCCUGCCCUCAGCAUCUCGGACUCUGCUUCCCACCUCUACAGCCUUUGAGGCUUUUCUCAGCUUUUGACCUGUCCCUCUAAGUAGACCGUGAGAUGAUUUAUUCCCAGCAUGGCAGAGUCUCAGCUUGUGAGGGCCAAGGUUGCCCAGCAGGGAGAAGAGGGCCGAGUCAAGGGCCGUGUCCUUUUCCUUACCUCUCCCUGCCAGGCCUCGCUGCAGAGCUGCUGAGAGGAUUAGUGCCUUUGAAGAGCUGUCUGAGCAGCUCUGUGCUUCAGGUGCCCCAGAGCAGCAAGCACCAGCGGGUAAUACCAACCAAAGGCUACUCUGUUUAGUCUUCCCGUUUUACUUUCUGCAUACUGUUUCCCAGCACCUCCCUCUAGGGGAGAGGUAGGAUCUUGCAAGCAGUGCUAAGAGCAUAUUCUUUAAAACCUCUAACUUCCCUAUACUCCAGUCUCCUCCCCUUUCUGUGCCUGGAUACCUGGCACAAGAGACCCUUUGGCCAUCAUCCCUGCUCCCAGAAUCAAACAUAAAUGCCCGGCACUGCGAUUGAGAAGCCAAUCAAUGCGCCCUUUGGCAAGUCCCCCCCUCACACAUCUGGCACUCCCCACUACCAAUCCCUGGCACAGGGUUCCCAGAGAGCAGGUGCUGUACAUUUUCCAGCUUUACAAGGGGGCUGUUGACAGCCUUAAUUAGGGAGGCAUGAAUUAUGUGGCUAUAAUGCAGAGCCCUACAAUUAAGGCGGGAAUGAGGGGCUGGAGGCAGCAAACGGAAUCUGCCCUGUGAGCGUGGUUGUUGAGUCCUGUCUCCUUUCUGGAUCUGACUUUCCCUACUAUGAUUGGGGUACAGCAGAGGUGAUUAAUAGGGCUGGUAUCUUUGGCCUGAGGUCCUGUAUUCUGGGAAAUGUACACAGUGGGGAGGGGUGAAGAGUGGCUGCCUCAGGAGGCAGUGUAAGGGGUGGAAAGGAGAAGAGGUGGAGGGAUCGCUGCUGCUCAGGAACAGGGGCUGCAAAUAGUUGAUAUGAACUCGCAGUGAUUGCUUUCUACCGGUGUGAUUUGUACAAACCAGCUCAACCCUUGCCUCAAGAAAUUAGGUGAGACCUUUUUAAAUGUCCUCCCACCUGUGAGCCAACCCCCCCAGUUGAGGAUAUUUAUCGUGUUGCGUUCUCUCGGGUGUCAAAUAGAAUUUUUUAAAUUCUUUCUUAGAUGUAAAACUUGUUUGCGAGCAGUGCAACAGAAGAUUAUGUUUUGCUGCAGCAGUUGUCUACCUCCCUCAGGUGCACUUGGCUACCUCCAGGAUCCCUAGCUUUGGGGGCGGGGGGGGGAGCCACUGGAAGAGCCCUUUUUCCAUCGCAACACCUGUACCUCUACUUGUUUCCUAAUGCCCGUACGCUUUCCUCCACCCUCCUUUUCCCUCGCGCAAGUGAAAGGAAGCCAGCCAGCCUGCCAGUGUGGAAGGAGGGAUUUCGCCAGUUGCGUCUGCAGCGCCCAGGGUUGGUGGCUGCAUCGGGUGAGGGCAGCUGAGCUUCAUGUCUCCGAAGCGGGUAAAGCUUAGAGGGAGGGGAGUGCUAGUAGGCCUUCUUGGCGGCCACUCUCCGUCAUUCGGUGGCGGGGUUCUGAGGUCCAGGAAUACAAGGACCUAGGAGAGCCAGCCACCCGACAGGCUUUGGGGGGGCUUCGUUGGUGUUUGGGGAGGCGGCUGAGCAACGGGUGCUGAAAGGACAGCUCCUACCUGCCCCACUGCACCCGAAAGGCACCUCUGCGUGUAAAGUCUCCCCCUGGAACCCCCACCCCACCUCGAGUGGACCGCCUUCCAGGUGAUGUGCCCGAGAGGCGUCCUCCGAGUGGCAGCCUGGAAGGAUGCACGUCUGGCUGCGCCGAGCUGGCUUCCCCGCUCUUUCCCCACUUCAGCGUCAGCCUUGGCCCUGGGAACUGCAGCCUGUGCCUCCAAGCCGCGCGCUUCCUCCCGCCUCCGGCGGAGAAGGGCAGUGCGGCCAGGCCUAGCAAACCCUUCUUCUGGGGCCCCCAGCGGGAACAGGAAGGAAAGCGGCUGAGAUGCGCCCUAAGUGUCGCAUGGCUUGGAGAAGUGGGUAGCUCGGUUGCAUAAGGUGGAAGGAACUUGGUAGUUUGGAAAAGCCAGCUCUUGGCGGGAGCCGAAGCCCAAAGCCCGCCGAGUUGCACCACCCUCCCUCAUUUAUUGCCCUCGACGCGCGCCUCCCCCACUGCGCCCCCACCCCCUAGGCGCGCCGCCGUCUCGCGCGCCCUCCCCCUCAUACCCCCCUCCUCACUCCCUCCAGAGGAGGUGAGUUUAAACCCCGCCCACGUGACCCCAGCUGGGCCAAUGAGCGGCGGCGGGAGGUGAAAUCCGGUUCUAACCGGUCCGGGGCUCCCAGCGCUAUAAAAACUUUAUAAACCCCCCGGAGCCCGAGCAGUGUGAAGAAGAGGCGAGAGCGACCCUUGGACUGGCCAAAGCCGCGCGCCACUGCAUCCCCGUGUCCAGCGCCUACGUCCCGCCGCCGUCGCCACCAUGCCCAAGAGAAAGGCUGAAGGGGAUGCUAAAGGAGAUAAAACCAAGGUGAAGGAUGAACCACAGAGAAGAUCUGCAAGGUUAUCUGCUAAACCUGCUCCUCCAAAGCCAGAGCCCAAGCCUAAAAAGGCCCCUGCAAAGAAGGGAGAGAAGGUACCCAAAGGGAAAAAGGGGAAAGCUGAUGCUGGCAAGGAUGGGAAUAACCCUGCAGAAAACGGAGAUGCCAAAACAGACCAGGCACAGAAAGCUGAAGGUGCUGGAGAUGCCAAGUGAAGUGUGCAUUUUUGAUAACUGUGUACUUCUGGUGACUGUACAGUUUGAAAUACUAUUUUUUAUCAAGUUUUAUAAAAAUGCAGAAUUUUGUUUUACUUUUUUUUUUUUUUAAGCUAUGUUGUUAGCAUACAGAACACUUCAUUGUUGUUUUUUGGGGGAAGAGCACAUGUCACUAAUAGAUUGUCUCUGAAGCUGGAUUGACAUGGGGAAAAAAAAAACCUUUCCCGUCUGGUUUUGAGAGACUUCCUCUUGGUUCCCAGGAAGGAGGGGUUCCUUGAUAUUGACACACAGUAGCCACCUUGGCACAAAUGCCUUGUGGUGUGGAGAAACGAAAAUUAGUUUUUACGUCCUCUUCUCCCUCUCCACCUUCAGCAUAGACUUGACUCCCUUAACCCAGAGACCUGUUGGAACCUGACCCCCCAAAAUUGGUUACCAGUAUGUCAGGCAAUCUGGACUUUGCAUUGUCACCAUUGAGAUGGUGUCCCUCAAAAGAGCAGCGGUUCCUUUUUUAGAUUGUGGAUCUUCAGAUUGAUACUUUUGCCAUUUUCAUUUCCAUUUCCUGAAAGUCAGGGUCGGCUUGUGAAAAGUUGUUAAACAACAUACUAAAUGUGAAAUGUCAACCCUCACUCUAAACUUUCCCUGUUCAGAGCAUCACAUGAAGACUUAAUGGGGUUUUAUAGUGGCUUUCUGAUUUUGGUAGUCCAUUGCAAAAGGGAGUUUGAAAGUUGUUGUAUACUGUUAACGAUUGUCUGCCCAUGUCCUGCCUGAAAUACCAUGAUUGUUUAUGAAAAGUAUCUUUAAUAAAGCUGGAUACAGUUUGACUUGGAA